Messenger RNA from Drosophila suzukii, 293 nucleotides. RefSeq names its product Ubiquinol-cytochrome c reductase 6.4 kDa subunit-like (gene UQCR-6.4L). Gene Ontology annotation, cellular component: mitochondrial inner membrane. Gene Ontology annotation, biological process: mitochondrial electron transport, ubiquinol to cytochrome c. The record is from RefSeq and is a predicted model, not a curated record. NCBI's taxonomy places the organism in Eukaryota, Metazoa, Arthropoda, Insecta, Diptera, Drosophilidae.
UCAAAAUGAGUUUGAAAAAGAAAGUGUGCGGUCUAUGGUGCAAGCACAAGCCUUCGGAAAACCAAAAAGCAUUGGCCUUAGCCUUUGUGCCAUCAGCUGCCACCUUUGGACUGGCUGCAGCUUUGGCUGUUGUUUACUAUACCGAUUGGAAAGUAAUUGCCGGAUGGAUUCCCCUAUAUAACACCAAGUUUCCCAAACCCGAAGAUCCGAAGAAAAAGAAGAAAUAGGAGAUGAGUGCUGCCGCUUCACUUAUUUUUAGUCUCUGUGGUUGAACAAAAUCAGACUUUUGAAGA